This is a messenger RNA of Thalassophryne amazonica, 1752 nucleotides long. RefSeq names its product CD5 antigen-like. Gene Ontology annotation, cellular component: membrane. The transcript has 7 exons. Bases 1 to 1752 code for a protein of 583 amino acids. NCBI's taxonomy places the organism in Eukaryota, Metazoa, Chordata, Actinopteri, Batrachoidiformes, Batrachoididae. The record is from RefSeq and is a predicted model, not a curated record.
AUGGGCCAGUGUAACACUUCCCAUGUCGACUCUGAAGGAAUUAUCCAGGCUUCUGUGGCUGUGGUUGGAGAAACUGGGCACAGUUCAACUUAUGUGUCUUCUUGCAUCAUCAGCUGCAGCUUCAUGGUGGAGAUGAACACAGAGAAAGAUGAGUCUGUCAGGUUGGUGGGAGGAGCCAAUCACUGCGCUGGAAGAUUGGAAGUUAAAGUCCAGGAAGACUGGAGACCAGUAGUGGACUCUGACUCAGACUGGACCAUGAAGGCAGCAGGUGUUGUGUGUGCAUAUCUGGACUGUGGCUCUGCUGUUUAUACAGAAUGUGGAUAUGUUACUUCAUUCCGACCUGUCUGGGAGAUCACAUCUGACUGUGUUCACUCUGGAUCUUCUCUGAGGGAUUGUGUCAUAUCUUCAGAUUCUUCUGCCUCCAGCCUUCAGAUCACCUGUUCAGACUCUGUCAGACUGGUUCAUGGGUCCAGUCUGUGUUCAGGCAGACUGGAGGUGAAGUUGAACCAGUCCUGGUCCUCAGUGUGUGAAGAUGACUUUGACCUGCAGGAUGCAGAGGUGGUGUGUGGGGAGCUGGGCUGUGGGCCUCCUUCACUCCUCCAGGGGAUGAACUAUGAAGAUAUCAAUGCUCCAAAGUGGACCAAAGAGUUCCACUGUGGAGGAAAUGAGACUGGUCUUUUGGACUGUGGAAGCUCAGGUUCACAGAGAAACACAUGUUCAUCUGGUAGAGCUGUUGGACUCACCUGCUCAGAGUCUGUCAGGUUGGUGGGAGGAUCCAGUCACUGUGCUGGUACGCUGGAGGUGAAACUCCAGGAAGACUGGAGACCAGUAGUGGACUGGGACUCUGACUGGACCCUGAAGGCAGCAGCUGUAGUGUGUCAAGAUCUGGACUGUGGCUCUGCUGUUUAUACAGAAAGCAGAGAUGCUCCUGCACAAAGGCCUGUGUGGAUGAUCAGAUCAAACUGUCUUGAGUCUGGAUCUGCUCUGAGGGACUGUGUGAUAUCUCCAGAUUCUUCUGCCACCAGCCUUCAACUCACCUGCUCAGACUCUGUCAGACUGGUUCAUGGGUCCAGUCUGUGUUCAGGCAGACUGGAGGUGAAGCUGAACCAGUCCUGGUCCUUAGUGUGUGAUGAUGACUUUGACCUGCAGGAUGCACAGGUGGUGUGUGGGGAGCUGGGCUGUGGACCUCCUUCAGUCCUCCAGGGGAUGAACUAUGAAGAUGUCGAUGCUCCAAAGUGGACCAAAGAGUUCCACUGUGGAGGAAAUGAGUCUGGUCUUUUGGACUGUGGAAGCUCAGGCUCAGACAGAAACACAUGUUCACCUGGUAGUGCUGUUGGACUCACCUGCUCAGAGUUGCUGUUUCAACCAACCAUCUCUUUGUCCUCCUCCUCUGUGGGCGGAGUCUAUGAGCUCCAGCAGGAGGAGUUUCAGGUGUUUGAAGGCUCCAACGUCACCAUCAGAUGUUCCAUCCAACCACAGUACCCAGGAGGCUCCUUCAUACUUACCUUCACUUCCUCCAACACAACACGCAACUCCACCCAGUCAGCUGUCAAUCACUCUGCCCUCUUCGCGUUUCCUGCUGCACACCACACCCACCAAGGAAACUACAGCUGUGCUUAUCACGUCCAUUUUUUUUCUCAUAACUUCUCAUCUGAGAGUCAUCUGCUGUCUCUGACUGUCUCAGGUGUUGAUGCAGCUGCUCAGGAUGGUCUCAGUAGCCCCAAUAUAGAAGGUGAUGACAAAGAGGAGUAG